Oppiella nova is the source of this 535-nucleotide messenger RNA. NCBI's taxonomy places the organism in Eukaryota, Metazoa, Arthropoda, Arachnida, Sarcoptiformes, Oppiidae. The record is from the annotation of a GenBank genome assembly.
GCAUUUGGGAAACUUCACCGAAAACAUGGAGUUUUCCGAAAUGAUUUGCAGCGCUUGUGUCACUCGACUCCCAUUCCUCUGGUUCUACAACAAGACAUACGGUCAAAAACUUCGCAUCGAAAUGAAUGACUCGAACGCAGACAUCGAUGUCUCGUCCACUGAACCCAAUGCUGAUCCAAAUGUGUCGACAAAAAGCGAGUCAUUGGUGGCUAAGGAGGCCGUCGACAGCGGUAUCGAAAACUCGUGCGAUUCGGUGGCCGACUCUUCGGGCGCCGGAAAGCCUAACGAAUGCAAACUCAAGGCAUUGAAGUCGGGAGCGGAUGGCGCGCACCCACCGACCGGCCAGUUGUCGGCCACCUAUUGGCCAAUGGAAUGGCGCCGACAGCUCUGCAAAUGCAACGCCUGUCUCAGUGUCUACGCGGACAACAAAUGCCAGUUCUUGACGGACGACAAGGAUAUGGUUCACUACUACGAGAAGGAGGGCAUGACGUCGAACACCCGGGUCAGCGACUACGACAAGGGGCUGUCCGAGUUG